AUGAUAAAUUGGAAGCAUUUGGCUGUGUCCGUAGCCCUCCCCUGCAUUGCAGGUUGCGCCAACUCUUCCGCGUCGGUCGACGACUAUGAUGUUCUACAAUACAUUAAUCCUCUGAUUGGAAGCGCUAAUGGAGGUAAUGUCUUCGCGGGCGCAACGAUCCCAUACGGCAUGGCCAAGGCUGUCGCCGAUACGGACUCGGUCAAUAAUCAGGGAGGCUUCGCCUACGAUGGCAGUAGUAUUACCGGAUUCUCUAGCAUGCAUGAUUCGGGGACGGGUGGGCAGCCCUCUUUGGGUGUUUUCCCUCUCUUCCCGUACGUGACCUGCAAAGACGACGAUGUGAAUGGCUGCGCUUAUCCCAAGAAGGAGCGGACAACCUCCUAUGACUCUGGAUCGGUCAAGUCUAGUCCCGGGUACUUCGGGCUAAACAUGAGCUCUGGUAUCCAUGUGGACAUGACAACCGCUCAUCAUACGGCUCUUUUUCGCUUUCAAUUUCCGGUGGACAAGCCGUCAAGCCCACUGAUCCUCUUAGAUCUGUCCGACUUGUCGGAUACUCGCCAGGACAAUGGCACUAUUUCCGUAGAUCCUACAACAGGACGCAUGACCGGCCAUGCACGCUUUCUUCCCAGCUUUGGAAGCGGCUCCUAUGUGCCGUACUUCUGCGCCGACUACCAUGGUGCGGGUGAUAUCCGAGAUAAUGGCAUCUUCGUUGAUGCACGGGCCAGCGUAGAUGUCAAAAACCUUACCAUAUCACGGAGCAUCAAUGGAUACCCGCUGCCGGUUCGUAAUGGUGGUGCCUUUAUCCGAUUCAAUUCGUCCGCGGACAAUGUGAUCCAUGCGCGGGUGGGGUUGAGCUUCAUCAGCAGCGACCAGGCAUGUCAAAAUGCAGAAGCUGAAAUCCCCGACUUUGACUUCAACAAGACUCAAACUGCAGCUGUGAACAUGUGGACGGAGAAGAUGGCUCCGAUCCGUGUGUCGCGGAAUGGCAUCAACUCAAGUAUGCUUACCAAUUUCUACAGCGGGAUCUACCGGACCAUGGUCAACCCACAAGACUAUACAGGAGAGAACCCGUUGUGGGACAGCUCAGAGCCCUACUUUGACUCGUUCUACUGCCUGUGGGACUCGUUCCGGUCCCAGAUGCCGUUUCUCACAAUCUUCGAUCCGGCUUCACUCACUCGCAUAAUUCGCUCAUUGAUCGAUACACAGCGGCAUCUAGGAUGGCUUCCAGAUUGCCGUAUGUCGCUUUGCAAAGGAUACACGCAGGGUGGCUCGAACGCCGACGUCAUUCUGGCUGACGCAUACGCCAAAGGCAUCUCAGACGGCAUCGACUGGGAUGCAGGCUAUGCGGCUGUAGUGAAAGACGCUGAGGAAGAACCAUUUGACUGGUCGAAUGAGGGACGCGGUGGACUAAUGAGCUGGAAGACGUUGAACUACAUCCCCGUGGAGGAUUUCGAUUACAUCGGCUUUGGUACCCUAACUCGCAGCAUUUCCCGCACAUUGGAAUACUCUUACAAUGACUUCACUAUCGCCCAAAUGGCUCGGGCCAUGAACAAAACCGGCGAUGCCGAAAAGUACGAGGGAAGGUCGCAAUACUGGCAGAACCUCUUCCGAGCAGACCAAACCUCGUAUCUCAACGGCACCGACACAGGCUUCCGGGGCUUCUUCCAGCCCAAGUAUCUCAACGGAACCUGGGGAUCUCAAGACCCAUUAACAUGUUCCAACAUCGACACAAGCGGACGAUCCUGCUCCUUACAAAACAACGGAGCCGAGACCUUCGAGUCCAGCAUCUGGGAAUACCAAUUCUUCGUCCCCCACGACAUGUCCACCCUGAUCACCCUCCUCGGCGGCCCAACCCAAUUCAUCCGCCGACUCGACUACCUCCACGACCAAGGCAUCACCUACAUCGGCAACGAGCCGGCCUUCCUCACCGUCUUCCAAUACCACUAUGCCAAUCGGCCCGGAAAAUCCACCGCGCGCGCCCACUACUACAUCCCGCGGUACUUCCACCCCACGCCGACGGGCCUCCCCGGCAACGACGACUCCGGGGCCAUGGGCUCCUUCGUCGCCAUGACCAUGAUGGGUCUGUUUCCGAACCCCGGUCAAAACGUCUACCUUAUUACAGCGCCGUUCUUUGAAACAGUCAACAUCACCUCCCCGUUGACGGGCAAGACGGCUACCGUGAAGACGGUCAACUUUGACGCAACUUAUCAGAAUAUCUAUGUUCAGUCGGCGACGCUGAAUGGCCAGCCGUAUACGAAGAGUUAUGUGGGUCAUGAGUUCUUCACGGAGGGGCAGGAGCUGGUGCUGGUGUUGGGGAGGGAUGAGAGUGAGUGGGGGACCGGGGUGGGGGAUUUGCCCCCUUCAUUGUCGACGAAGC
This is a messenger RNA of Aspergillus vadensis CBS 113365, 2374 nucleotides long. RefSeq names its product glycoside hydrolase family 92 protein. The transcript is spliced from 7 exons. Gene Ontology annotation, biological process: protein deglycosylation; carbohydrate metabolic process; glycoprotein catabolic process. Gene Ontology annotation, molecular function: carbohydrate binding; peptide-N4-(N-acetyl-beta-glucosaminyl)asparagine amidase activity. NCBI's taxonomy places the organism in Eukaryota, Fungi, Ascomycota, Eurotiomycetes, Eurotiales, Aspergillaceae. Gene Ontology annotation, cellular component: cytosol; nucleus. The record is from RefSeq and is a predicted model, not a curated record. The annotation marks the transcript as partial.